This is a messenger RNA of Dalotia coriaria, 4017 nucleotides long. Its product is annotated as protein fem-1 homolog CG6966. Lineage: Eukaryota; Metazoa; Arthropoda; Insecta; Coleoptera; Staphylinidae. Gene Ontology annotation, molecular function: protein binding. The record is from RefSeq and is a predicted model, not a curated record.
AAUCAGCUGCUUUGUGCGGUAGUAGCACCGAGAGCGAUGUUGUCGUCGCCGCUGCACUGAAUGUUGAACCGUUGUUAUUAUCGUUGGUGUGUUGUGCGGUGCGUCCGUGGCGUGCGAGUCCAUUGAGUUUACCUGCCGCAUCUUUGUGCCGGCACCGGCAUCAACCGUCCAAAAACGAGACACCCGAUCAUCGUCCGACAUUCCCGACGCUCUCGCGUACCAAACGCACCGUUCUCGCCUACACACGCGGCGAGUUCAUCAUCGUUCGUGCGUGUUCAGUGGAGAUAAGUGCCGCGCAUCACAGCGUCUCGAAAUACCUCCUCGUUCCUGUGGACGGCGACAUCGUCGAAGGUCUGGUGUGUCAAAACGGGGUAAAAAUUGUGCAAGUGCCACCCGGGCUACUACCACACCACAAUAUGGAUUACAAAAGCGUCGUCUACAACGCCGCUCGCGAUGGCAACCUGAAUAGGCUAAAGAUCUAUCUGCACUGCAACAAGGGGAAAGACGAGGUGAGCCAACUUGUAGCGGCGAAGACAUCCGGGGCCACACCACUUGUCAUCGCCUGUCGGAAUGGACACUAUGAAGUCGCCGAGUAUUUGAUUGAGAACUGUAAUGCGGAUAUUGAACAGCCAGGAUCAGUAAUGUUUGAUGGUGAGACAAUAGAAGGUGCACCACCUUUAUGGUGUGCCGCCGCCGCCGGAUAUCUUGAAAUCGUCCAGCUGCUUAUCUAUAACGGUGCCAAAGUUAACAGCACAACACGAACGAAUUCCACUCCGCUGCGCGCGGCAUGUUUCGACGGACACAUUGAUAUUGUUAAAUUUCUAAUCGCGCACGGAGCAGAUAUCGAAGUGGCGAAUCGUCACGGACAUACGUGUCUAAUGAUUGCAUGCUAUAAGGGUCACAUCCGGAUCGCGAAAUACCUCCUCAAGCUGAAAGCCAGCGUCAAUCGGAAGAGCGUCAAAGGCAAUACGGCGCUGCAUGAUUGCGCCGAGUCUGGCAGUCUGGAAGUGCUCAAACUGCUCAUCGAGCACGGCGGCACCAUGGACGUCGAUUCCUACGGCAUGACGCCAUUGUUGGCUGCAGCGGUGACCGGCCAUAAUCAUAUUGUAGAAUAUUUAAUCAAAUUGCCGCACCUGGUGUCGCGUAAGGAGCGCAUCGACGCGUUGGAGCUCCUGGGUGCCACCUACGUCGAUAAAAAACGUGAUAUGAUUGGCGCCCUUAUGUAUUGGAAACGCGCCAUGGAGGACAGAUAUAAUGGUGAUCCGCCGAUACUCACAGCGAACGCAAAAGUAGCCGCGUAUGAUUUCGCUGUGGAAAUCACCGAUCCAGAGGGUCUGGAUGAUCUCAUGGCUGAUCCGGACGAGAUGCGAAUGCAGGCGCUGGUAAUGCGUGAGCGUAUCCUCGGCCCAGCACACCCCGACACCAGUUAUUACAUCCGUUACCGAGGGGCUGUCUAUGCGGACGCUGGCAAGUUCAAUCGCUGCAUAGAACUGUGGAAUUACGCGCUGGAUAUGCAGCAGUCGAUGCUGGAACCGCUGAAUCCAAUGACGCAAAGCAGUCUGUUUAGUUUUACUGAACUCUUCUCGUUCAUGAUGGGCGAGGAAGGUAAACCCACGACUCGUGGUCGUGUUGUACCACCAGUGGAGUUUAAAGAACUGCUUCGGGUGUUUACUAAAGCUGUAAAAGAAGUAGAACUUGGUAAUUUAAUGCUGGAGCGUAUGCCAAACGCUGAUCGUGAUGUAACGUACCUCAAUCGUGUGCUGGUUAUUACUUUACACUUGGCCUGCCUGCUGACUAGACUGCUCGACCAACACCCGGAGGAUGAACGCAUUUCGGAUGAAAUCCACCGCGCUAUUUACAGUCUUGUGCGGUUGAAGAUACGCAGUAAGUUAGGCAGGACUGCUUUACACCUGGCAUGCUGCAGAGAGGCGGCGUUGGUCGGAAGAUAUCCGGCUUGUCAGUUCCCAUCAUCGCAUUUGGCCGAGGUGUUGUUACGGGUUGGUGCUGAUCCGAACGCACGUGAUGAAGAAGGUAACACUCCACUGCAUUUGGCCGCGAUGGCACGACCAUGCCCCACACGCCUACCUGCCAUUUUGUUAGAACACGGCGCGCAUUUGGAUCUGGUGAACAAUGCGGGCGAAACAUUCGCGAGUCUGCUGGACAUCGGACAACGCGUGCAUGAGCUUGUCAAUACGGCGAAACACACACGGCUGAGUUGUGCCGCCGCACGGGUGAUCAAACAAUUUAAGAUUCCGUACAAAGGCGUCGUCACGCACGCACUUGAGACGUACAUACAGAACCACUAAUUAACUCUCCGGUUAACGAACGCAGCGAAAAAGUCAUAGGCGCGUGUUUUAUAUAGAAGGGCGGCGAAUGAUAACGAAAAUACUUCCACUCACAUUAUGACAACUAUUAUUAUAUAAAUAUAUAUUAUAUACUUAUUACAACUCGUAACAGAAUAACUGAAUUAUUAAAACACUGUCCAUGUGCGAUUCGAUUCGUUGGUGAUCGAAUGCGGGAAAAUGUGCAAGAUGAAAUCAAAAGUAAUACCAAUACACCUAUACAGUUGAUGACACGCAAAAAACAAACAGCUAGUAAUAUAAUAAUUGAUACUGAGCAGUGCAAAUUUACUACAUAAAAUUUUUUAAAGUCAAACAAAUGGAAAACUACCAAGGCAAUUUUGUAAACUUAUAAAUUGACAUACCUAGCGAAAUUUUAAGCAAACUAUGUUAGCAUAAGUCCUAAACUGAAUGUGCAACAUUAAGAAAAAAAAACAAGCGAAGCUUCUAGUUUAUAUUGAAACACUAACUAAACGUAACGAAAUUAAACUUUAAACAAGUAAUGUAACAAUAAUUAGGCAAUUUUAGUAGCUAGUUGGGCGCAUAUUAGUAAAGCACACCAAUGAAGAUGACGAAAAAAAGACAAGAUUCAUGAAUUGCGUUCUGAUUUGUUUGUGGAAUUUAACAAGAAAUUUAAAUCUCAUCGAAAAUUAUUAGCCAAUUAGUGAAUUCUAUUGAUAUGGAUCUAAAUAUUUGAUUAGCUAAUUGAAUAUUUUUGCUAUUUAUUGAAAUCAUGCUCAUCCAAAAUGAGAAAACGCAUCACUUUUGUGGAUAAUUAUUAAUUACUUACUGCGAUUACGACUCAACUGAUUAGGAUCAUGUGUUGAGUGAUAGACAAGAUUGAUUAUUGUACUGAGUACUGAUAUCUUCAAAGAUUUAUCUAGAUAGUUUAUUGGGUCUUAAAUAAUUUUGAAUCGACUUGACUUUUGAAGUGUAAUGAAGCGGUAAGAGUGCAAAUUGAUGCAUUCUCAAUAACGACUGAUGUGAAUAUUAUAUUACUUAUCACUCUCUCUCUCUCUCUCUAUUAUUAAACUCGUUCGACACAACUGAACAAAAAUAUUUUUCAACGGUAGUAGCGGUGCGGAUGGAGACGACAAGGCGAGACAAAAACACAAAAUGCUUGAUAGAAGAAACUUGUGAUUUACGUGUACGAUAAUGUAAUUAAAUAACAAUGAAACACUGAUAACAUAAGAUAAGUUAAUUAAGAUCAUAUAGAUGACAUAGGCAUAGGUGGCGCACAAAUUGGGAAAUUUAUCGAAACGAAAAUUUAAUUGUGUAGAGAAAUGAUUUAAGAGAAAAUAUUAGGCGAAUUGAAUGGCGUAGGCCGUAGAGGAUAUGUUUUUCUUGUUUACUUUGAACGUCAUAUACAUAGUACAUACCUAUAUCAUGGAUUAAAGCCGCUAUAGACUACGAUUUAAGUUAUGCAUACGUUACAGAUUUGUGUGAUUUAUCAUUAUCAUUACCGUCGUAACUGAUUUGAGGAACUUUUGAGUUUGUUUCAAGAGUGCUACCGCUAGCGCAGAUCGCCCUAGCUAUAUCUAAAUAUAUCCUAAGUAAUAAUUAAAUUUUCGAAUAGGUUACAUUCUACAUGUAAGUAAGGCAUUGUAUAUUUGAAAAUAUGAAUUUUGUUAUGUAUUAUAUGAGAAUAUGAAAGAAGAAUAAAGCGUAUAAAUUAUUA